AUGCCAAUACCAAUUAGCCCGGGCAUAUACGGGCUUUUGGAGGAAAUACAUUUGCCGGAGCCGCAUGAAGAGGAGUCGGACCAAGAGUCGUUGAACGGGACAGAAGGCGGCGAGGGUGAAAAUGGGGAGGAUAUGCCAGUCCGAGAGGGUGGAGACAGCGACAUGGAUGUGGACGUGGACGAGGAUGAGGAUGAGGAUGGAAACGGUGAAAAUAACGGGGACGACGGGGACGACGGGAACGACGGUGACAACAAUGGGGACGGCGGGAACGACGAGGAAGAAGACCAGGACGAAGAAAGUUACGAACAGAUGAUAAGCGACAGUCAAGGGUUAAAAACCCUCAUCGACGGGUUGCGUGAUCGUUUUGACCUGGAGAACAUCGGCGCCAUAUCCUACGCAGUGGCUGUGUGCAUCUAUUGCGUCGAAGAAGGGCCAGACGGAACGAAAGAAGUCCGAUGCCUCACAGUCGACCGCAACCAAAUUGCGGUCGAAUAUCCCCAAAAAGACUACACGUUUUAUCCCCAAGCCUUCCACCCGGCGUACGGCAACAUGUCGUCGCCGUCCCCGCCGGAGUUUCUCAAACCUUUAACGACAACAAUGAAAAGCAAUGCGAGCAGGCGCAACGAAAGCGCCGACGUAUUGUCGUUUGGUUACUUCCAAGGGUAUUCCAAUGUUAAACGGAACGUGCGCCAUAGCCCUAAGGACCUUUUACCCACCAAAGGGUUCGCUACUGCCGCUUUUACAAUCCCGGCGACGGACGCCGCCGCCACGGCGGCGGCACGUGACCGGCGGAAAAACUUGAUUAAUAUAGUGCGUGGGGUGAAGUUACCAGAGUACCCAGAUGCAACCAAGCCGUUUGCCCGCGAGCUGUUUCAAAUGGAGACCGCUAUCGAGCAGAACGAAUUUGCAUACAGGUUGGAACAAAUGCUUUCCAUUAAUGUUGCAAAUAUGAAGGCCGGUAAACAGCGCACCUUUACCGCAAUAUUCCGGCCAAUUUUCCAGCUUAUGCGCUUCUUCCUUUUGCAACAGGGGUCCUUUGUCCACAUCUUUCGCUCACUGUCGCCAGCCGUUUUCCCGAGGAUAUUUAGCGCAUACUGCCGCCUGUUUGAGCUGGCAUAUGACGAAAUGGAUCGCCGGUUCGUCCGAGGACACGAAUUUGGUUUGGACCUGGCCAAUUCGGAAGGCACCGCGUUUUUGGACCGGAUGGGUGGGUACUGCUUCACGGGGUUCGAUCGCCAUUUGCCCAAAAUAAUACUCCGGCACCUCGGCACGAUCGAAAGUCUCAAGCACGGCGCUUGGCCAUAUCUGGACCCCAAGUUUCUGGAUUUUGGCGUGAACGGAAACCAGACCGUGAUUAAUUUACAUCAAUGGCCGCGGAACAAAAAAAACAACAGACCAAUCUUUUUGCAUAUUUCAGAGUUGCGAUUCCACUACGGGCCACGGAUUGCGUCCAACCGGGAAAGUAACAUUUGGUUUUCUCUGCUUGGCGGAAACGUAUUUUCCACCCCUUUUAGGGUAGAAAAAUUCCUCAAAGAGUUGAUCGAAGAGGUUUGGAUCCCGGAAACCAGAACGUUUUACAGCAUGUUGCUCAGGCGCCGGCUCACUACAGGCCACAAAGACGCCGGCCGCAUAUUUUCACUUGGCGAAACGGAGCAGUGCCAAGUGGCCAUCCGGGAAUGGGACGCAAGCCAGGAUCCGUUUAGUUUGGCGCAGCUACAGCUGCUAUUCGAGGGCAUGGAUCGCCGUGCUCCGAAAACCACGUCGCGCACGCCGCACGAUUUUGUCGCUUCCAUAUUCGCAUCGACCGAAAGCACCAAGGAUUGGAAAGAAAUCGCGUCCAAAAACGCAUUAUGGUACCCAACAUUCCAACACGCCUUUUUACGAGCCCCAAAAAAAGCCGGCCCAAACACCGUCGCACGUGGGGAAUGGGGCCCGAUCAUGACAAGCUGUUUCCUCGCAUCCGGGGUCGAAUGGGUACCUGGCGCGGUUAAAGGGAGGCUCACGGCAGCAGUGGCGAUCAAGCUGCAGGGGACGGCAAACGCAGCGCCCAAGCUGGCGGGCAGGCCGGGGUCUUUGCUGCGGGUCGCCGAAGAGGCGCGGCGCAGGAACGAGAUAAAAAUGGAGUUCCUGGCGUCGCAGCAGCGUAGGAAAAUUGGAUUGAUCGAUUUCGAUUGUGCGAUCCCGUUCGUCAAGGUGCCUAAUUUGAUAUGUCAGGGUUAUGCCCAAGCCAAACACAUUUUUGCCGACAAGGGCGACCAAAAAUUCACCGUGGCACCCAAGCGCAAAGAUCCGGCACAACUGGCGCUUGUUAUGGUUACAAAAAUGAUGUGGCAAUUUUUCCCGUCGAAGUUCACAUGGACGAAAGACCCCAACAAAGCGGCGCAUAACGUUCCAGAAAUAACUAAGAAAAUAGAGCAUAAAGGCUGCAAUAACCGGAUGUUAUGUCAGCUUGGGUGGACGACAUUUAAACCGGACAUCAAAAGGGAAAACCCGAGGACCGGCGACAUAAUAAUACAGCCCCGAAAAGAGCUGGAGGAGAGGCUGAGGAGGCUGACCAAAGCGCGCAAUAGGCCGGAGGAUUUUAUUGCCAUUGUUUUUUCUAGCAACGACCCGAUAUGGGUGGAUAGGUGUGUAAGCAUUAUUAAAAAGUAG
Molecule: messenger RNA, 2652 nt
Organism: Pyricularia oryzae 70-15
Lineage: Eukaryota; Fungi; Ascomycota; Sordariomycetes; Magnaporthales; Pyriculariaceae
Exons: 3
Coding region: 1-2652 (883 amino acids)
Source: RefSeq, a predicted model, not a curated record